AUGAAAGCCGUCAGCAGAACUAGUACCAUGGGUCUGCGUGGCAGAAACCUGCGAUUGGCCAUAACCAUCACUGCCGUGACCGGUUUCUCGCUCUUCGGCUACGACCAAGGCCUCAUGUCCGGGCUCAUCACCGGCAAACAGUUCAACGACGAGUUCCCAGCCACCAAGUCCCUCAGCAGCGACGACCGCAAAGCAACGCUCGUCCAGGGCGCCGUCACCUCGUGCUACGAGCUCGGCUGUUUUUUCGGCUCUCUGUUCGUCAUGUUCAUGGGCGAACGCAUCGGCCGUAAGCCUCUCGUUAUCCUCGGCUCCCUCGCCACCAUCCUCGGUACUGUCAUCUCCACCGCCGCGUUCGGUCCUCACUGGGGGUUGGGCCAAUUCGUCGUCGGCAGAGUUAUCACCGGUGUCGGCACGGGUCUCAACACCUCCACUAUCCCCGUGUGGCAGUCGGAAAUGUCCAAACCGGAAAAUCGAGGCCUCUUGGUCAAUCUCGAAGGUUCCGUUAUCGCGAUCGGAACCAUGAUCGCCUACUGGAUCGAUUUCGGUCUCUCCUACGUCGACUCCUCCGUGCAAUGGCGUUUCCCAGUCGCCAUGCAGAUCUUUUUCGCGCUCUUGUUGCUGGCCGGAAUUUGGGAAUUGCCCGAUUCUCCUCGUUGGCUCAUGUCCCGUGGUAGAAACCAAGAGGCGGUCGAGAUUUUGGCCGCUUUGGACAAUCUCGCGGUCACCGACGACGCCAUCGUCGCCGAAGCUUCCUUCAUUCAAGACGCCGUUAACCGUUUCCGUCACGAAAAAAGAUCCAUCAAGGAUUUGUUCACCGGCGGCAACUCUCAAAAUUUGCAACGUGCUCUAAUUGCCGCUUCCACCCAAUUCUUCCAACAAUUCACCGGUUGUAACGCGGCCAUUUACUACAGUACCGUGUUGUUUGAACAGUCUAUCGGCUUGAAAGGUAAACUACCUUUGAUUUUAGGAGGUGUGUUUUCCACCAUUUAUGCCCUUUCCACCAUUCCCUCGUUUUUCUUGGUUGAGUCUUUAGGUAGACGUAAACUAUUUUUGCUCGGGGUUACAGGCCAAGCCGUUUCUUUCACCAUCACUUUUGCGUGUCUCAUUAAGAAAAACGACCCUGAAGUCGCCAAAGGUGCUGCCGUUGGUUUGUUCCUGUUCAUCUGCUUUUUCGGUAUGUCCAUGUUGUCUUUGCCUUGGAUUUACCCUCCAGAGAUUGCCUCCAUGCGUGUGCGUUCUGCUACCAACGCUUUCUCGACUUGCACCAACUGGCUUUGUAACUUUGCCGUUGUCAUGUUCACUCCAAUUUUCAUCCACGAUGCUCGUUACGGUUGUUACUUGUUUUUCGCUGCCAUCAACUACUUGUACAUUCCAGUCAUUUUCUUCUUCUACCCUGAGACUGCCGGUAGAUCUUUGGAAGAGAUCGAUAUCAUUUUCGCCAAAGCUCACAUCGAUGGCACUCAACCUUGGAGAGUCGCUGCCAACUUACCAAAACUAUCGUUGGCAGAAAUUGACGACCAGGCCAAUGCUUUGGGUCUAUACGACGACGAUUUGGAAAAGCAAGACCUUGAAGACGACGCCGAUGCCGACGGUGAAAAUGCUUUGAGAAAUCGCAAUGGUGCUGCUGGUGUUGCCGGCUACACUUUAUUCGAAAAGAAGGAAACUGAGCAAGAUCCCAGUGGAGAAGUGACUCCAGGUGCUAGAGCUCCAGCCGACGGGUCUUCCAGUUCGCAGAAAUCCGAGUAA
Lachancea meyersii CBS 8951 is the source of this 1746-nucleotide messenger RNA. The record is from the annotation of a GenBank genome assembly. NCBI's taxonomy places the organism in Eukaryota, Fungi, Ascomycota, Saccharomycetes, Saccharomycetales, Saccharomycetaceae.